Molecule: messenger RNA, 2740 nt
Organism: Ficedula albicollis (Collared flycatcher)
Lineage: Eukaryota; Metazoa; Chordata; Aves; Passeriformes; Muscicapidae
Gene: PPP4R4
Product: protein phosphatase 4, regulatory subunit 4
Exons: 24
Coding region: 98-2626 (842 amino acids)
Cellular component (GO): protein serine/threonine phosphatase complex; cytosol
Molecular function (GO): protein phosphatase regulator activity
Source: RefSeq, a predicted model, not a curated record
CGAGCCGAGCCGAGCCGAGCCGCGCUCCGCUCCCGCCGCCCUCGCUGCGAUGUGAGGCGCGGGGACGGCGUCGGCUGCCGAAGGCUGUAGUUGUUACAUGCGCCCAGUAACCUGCAAAAUGGAUUUUAGUCAUAGCAGUCUUUUCGGAUACAUAGAAGACCUGCAGGAACUAACUAUUAUAGAGCGGCCAGUACGCAGGAGCCUGAAGACACCAGAAGAAAUAGAAAGAUUGACAGUUGAUGAAGAACUCAGUGAUAUUGAAAGGGCUGUUUAUCUACUCAGUUCUGGUCAGGAUAUCCAAGGAACAAGUGUGGUGGCAAAUCUUCCAGUCCUUAUGCGACAGAAUCCUGCAGAAACACUUCGUCGGGUUUUACCAAAAAUCAGAGAGGUUCUGCAUGUGGCAGGAGUGGAAAUGCAGUUAACAGCUGCUGUUUCUUUUUUGACUGUUCUGCAAGAGGAGUCGGUGUCCAUUCAUACGUACUCCCACUCCUUCCUACACAUCAUUCUCCAGAACCUGGAACACAGAGAUGCAGGUGUCAGCAAUGCAUGGUUAGAAACUCUUCUUGCUGUAAUAGAAGCUUUACCAAAAGAAACUGUCAGACAUGAGAUCCUGAAUCCACUUGUUUCUAAAGCACAGCUUUCUCAAACACUUCAGUCCCGCUUAGUUAGUUGUAAAAUAAUGGGAAAAGUAGCUAACAAAUUUGAAGCUCAUAUUAUCAAAAGAGAGGUUCUUCCAUUGGUAAAAUCACUGUGCCAGGAUGUGGAAUAUGAAGUUAGAACUUGCAUGUGUCGGCAACUGGAACAUGUAGCUCGAGGAAUAGGGACAGAACUAACAAAAACUGUGGUGCUUCCUGAGUUAGUGGAGCUGGCAAGAGAUGAGGGCAGCAGUGUACGCCUGGCAGCUUUUGAGACCUUAGUGAAUCUGCUGGAUAUGUUUGAUGCAGAUGAUCGGAGUCAAACUGUUCUCCCAUUAGUGAAAUCAUUCUGUGAAAAAUCAUUCAAAGCGGAUGAAUCUAUCCUAGUUUCUUUAUCUUUCCAUUUAGGAAAACUGUGUAAUGGAUUAUAUGGCAUUUUUACUCCUGAACAGCACUUGCGGUUUUUGGAAUUUUAUAAGAAGCUUUCCACACUGGGUUUACAGCAGGAAAAUGGGCAUAAUGAUAAUCAACUACAUCUGCAAACUCUGGAACAGGAAAAGAAGUAUAUUUCAGUGAGGAAGAACUGUGCUUACAAUUUUCCAGCCAUGAUUGUUUUUGUGGAUCCAAAGAACUUCCAUUUAGAACUUUAUUCUAUAUUCUUCUGCCUUUGCCAUGACCCUGAAGUUCCUGUCAGGUAUACCAUGGCCAUAAGCUUCUUAGAAGUUGCUAAGCUUUUAAAUUCUGAUGUGUAUACAAUACAUAAAGAACUGGUUACGCUCUUACAGGAUGAGUCACUGGAGGUGUUAGAUGCCCUAGUAGGUCACCUUCCUGAAAUCCUUGAACUAAUGACUAAUGGAGGAGAAAACAGUGGAUCAGAAAGCAAGUUACUCUCUAUUCCUGACUUGAUUCCUGCAUUAACAACAGCAGAACAGAGAGCAGCGACUUCUUUAAAAUGGAGAACACAUGAGAAGUUACUACAAAAAUAUGCAUGUCUCCCUCAUAUCAUAUCAAGUGAUCAGAUCUAUUACCGUUUUCUUCACAGGAUGUUGACAAUCAUUUUAACAAAUAAUGUCCUGCCAGUCCAAAAAGCAGCUGCUCGGACUCUGUGCGUUUAUUUGCGCUACAAUCGCAAACAAGAGCAGAGGCAUGAGGUCAUUCAGAAACUGAUUGAACAACUGGGCCAAGGAAAAAGUUACUGGAACAGACUUCGUUUUUUAGAUACUUGUGAAUUCAUUAUGGAACUGUUUUCAAAAUCAUUCUUCUGUAAAUACUUCUUUUUGCCUGUGCUUGAACUUACACAUGACCCAGUGGCAAAUGUCAGAAUGAAGCUAUGCUGUUUGUUGCCAAAAGUCAAAUCUACUCUGAAGAUUCCCACUGAUAAACAUUUACUUCAGCAGUUGGAAUUAUGUAUAAGGAAGCUUCUGUGUCAAGAGAAAGACAAAGAUGUCCUGAGUAUUGUGAAAAGAACGGUGUUAGAAUUGGACAGAAUGGAGAUCUCUGUAGAUGCUGAACAAUUAGAAAAAGAGAAGCAGAAAAAUGAAGGAAGAUCUACAAAUAUUAAUGAUAAAAUGUUUGAAAAGAAGCGUAGAGACAGUAAAGCAUCAUCAGUGUUGGCAAAAAGUAUCAAUCUCUCUUUUUCUGGAAGCUCUUCUGGUACAUCAGCAGGCAAAGAAGAAAAAAAAUCCAAGCUGGUUCGAAGCCAAUCUUUCAGUACUCAAGUACUGCAUCCAAAAUACAGCAACAUAGACAAGUGUCCUAAUAAAAGUUCUGCUACAGGAUAUACAUCUUCAGUAUCAGGAAUGGGAAAGACUUGUAUGUUAUCCUUUUGUGAUGAUUCAUUCCGGACUCACUCUGCUGGCAAUAGUGGGAAUGCUGCCUUCCCUUCCAGCUCUUCUCGCAACCUCUUUAACUCAGCUGACCAAAAGAACAAUGGGAAUAAGGAGAGUCAGUCCCGAAGGAUGAGCAUAAAAAACAGAAAAUCAAACUCCUAGAUGAUCUGACAGAAAAAAUGAGGGAACCAGAGACUGGAGGAAGCAACGUUCUGGUGGGAUAAGGUGGGAGCAGCAGAUGGGACUCUCUAAUGCCUGGACUGAAUAAAAUGCAUC